UUUUCAGCUAUUACAUGCUGCGAUCAUUGCGUAUUCGUGUACCCCCACAAGUGGCACAACUAAUCACUGCCGCUCAAAUAGUACAGUUCUUGAUAACACAAGCAGUGAUGGCUUAUCUGGCCGUAUUGUGGUAUUCAGCGAAAGGCUCGACCAGAUACGACGUAACUCCGUAUGCAUUCGCGCUCGGAGUGUUCAUGGAAGUGACGUAUACCAUUUUGUGGUUCAGAUUCUAUUAUGUUUCGUACAUUGCGAACGGAGGCAAAAAGUACAAAGAGCAUCUGAAAGCUGAAAAGACGAUCAAAAGCAAUUGAUUAAUAACAAUUCAAACUCUCAUCUCAAUCUGAUAGUUCUCCUCUGUUCAUACUCAUUUCUUUCAAUAAGGAGUAACUUCUUAUUAACCGAAAUAUCUAGACAUUUGUCAAUUAAUAUCAAACAAAUAUCACUUAUGGUUAAUUUCACUUGUUAUUCUCAAAUCAUCAUGUAAUUUUGAAAUGUCGUCUCUCUUCUCAUGAUUACCUGGAAACCGUGAACUGAUUCAUCGAUACAUUUUGGAAUUCAUGAAAAUUGCUGUCAUUGAUUAAUGACUACUCAUAUUCAAUCAUUACCAGUGUCCUAUCAGAGAAUAUCACUGAAAAGCUCCACCGAUCUUUUCGAAUAAAUGAUUGAUGU
Molecule: messenger RNA, 669 nt
Organism: Anisakis simplex (herring worm)
Lineage: Eukaryota; Metazoa; Nematoda; Chromadorea; Rhabditida; Anisakidae
Source: the annotation of a GenBank genome assembly